Nicrophorus vespilloides is the source of this 982-nucleotide messenger RNA. It is a transcript of the gene Josd, whose product is annotated as josephin-1. Gene Ontology annotation, molecular function: cysteine-type deubiquitinase activity. NCBI's taxonomy places the organism in Eukaryota, Metazoa, Arthropoda, Insecta, Coleoptera, Silphidae. Gene Ontology annotation, biological process: protein deubiquitination. The transcript is spliced from 4 exons. The record is from RefSeq and is a predicted model, not a curated record. Bases 283 to 936 code for a protein of 217 amino acids.
AUUAAAUUUAAAAAAAACUUUAACUUUUUUUCAUAUAAGAACGUAUCAGUCAUCUCUUGAUAAAAUAGGAAACCUACUUGAAAGUAUCAAACGUCAAAUUUGAAGGAAAAGUAGAUCAAAUUGAAAAUGUGAUAAGUUUUUCCGGAAAAAUCAAUACAUUAAUUUAUAGUUAAAGCACACCUGUUACAACACACCAACAAUCAUAAACUUUAAAAAAACUUGUAGAUAGGAAGUGAUUUCAGUCAAUGCAUUAGUUUUAAUGAAAUAGUUCAAAUUUAAGAAAUGCAGUCCCAAAUCUAUCAUGAGAAACAGGUGAGAGAACUGUGCGCUCUGCAUGCACUGAACAACUUGUUCCAAUCGCCAAAUGCAUUCACCAAACAAGAAUUGGACUCCAUCUGCCAUUCCCUGUCUCCGGACGUAUGGAUCAAUCCACAUAAAUCUGUAUUGGGACUAGGAAAUUAUGAUAUCAAUGUGAUUAUGAAGGCUCUUUUGGUGAGGGAGUAUUCUGCCGUUUGGUUUGAUAGAAGAAAAGACCCUUCUUGCUUGAACUUAAAGAAUAUCUAUGGCUUCAUACUCAAUGUACCUAGUGAUUACAAAUUUAGUUUCUUCACUUUACCUUUAGGGAGAAGGCACUGGAUUACUUUAAAACAAAUCGGGGACCACUUUUAUAAUUUGGAUUCUAAACUGUCCGCACCACAGUUAAUAGGAAAUGAUAACAAUAUAGUAGAAUAUUUGAAGGACGAGUUGGAAUCAAAAGAGAAACAGUUAUUCCUUGUGGUUAGUGGAGAAGUGUCUAAAGAUCAGUCCUGGCUCCUAAAUCAGUCAGCUUACAGUAAAAACAAUGACGAAGAUCGGGAGGUUGAGGUGCUGCAAUUAAAAGACAUAAUCAGUGAAAAUUGUAAAGUGACUUUAAACCCCCUGUGCAAUUCUGAAUGAUCUGUGAUUGACUCAAAACUAAAAUAAUAAAUUAUUUAAAAAAUAA